UUUCGAGAUACGCUGCACGAUCCGGCUGAUAUCGAUGCCGAAAAGAUGGACUCACUUGUUAUUCAUUGCCCGACUUUCGACGAUCACACGCCUGUUGAUCAAACAGAGCAAAUGAUCAUCUACAGGGUGUCACAGUUCGGCUAUGAAAAUUGUGUUCUUGAUGAGACGGCCAAGGUGGUUGGACGUUGUGCUGACCCAUAUCUACCGUUAACAAUCCGCACUGUUUUCCGACAGUUCACUCCAUUACCGUCUGGUCUUGAAUACUCACCCGGCAACACCUAUUAUUUUGUUUCCACAUCCGAUGGUACGGCAAAAGGAAUUGGUCUAACAGCUGGUGGUCUUUGCUUGUCCAAACAAUUGCGUCUUCGUGUUCACAUUCAUGCAACGUCCUCGAAAGAUGCAGUUCACGGUAUUCGGCAUCACGGUCACCAUCGAGCACACAACACAAUGCGUUCACGAACGAUCGAUUCGACCGUCCAAACAACGCAAACACCUCCGCCGCGAUAUUGGGAUGAAUUCUUGAAUAAACUCAAUUCGAAAGAAUCCGCUUCGUCAUCGUGGAACUCGAUGAAUGACUACUCGUCAAGUAAAUGGCAACCGCACCCAUCGUCAGUAUCGUCAUCGUCGAAUCAAAUCGCUGAGGCGCUCUCGCUCGAUAAUACGAUAGACGAUUAUCAUAAGGGAUUAGAGUAUGAGCGAGAUGACAGUGCUGUCAGUGAAGCGUUACGGAUCGAUCCGAACUUCAAGUUGUUCGAAAUUCAUGAAAUUGAUGACUAUAAUUCAAUGCCUUUCUCAUCUUCACAUCGACUGCGACCAUCAACAGCAAUUAUUAUUCUUCUGGUCGUAAUGCUUCGCAGGUUCCUACAACCUCUUCCUGAAGAAUUCUUAGCAGUUGAUGCUUCAUUGAACUGGUAUGACUCCAAAGGGAUAUUACGCAGUCUAAUGCGAAUGGUUUGA
This is a messenger RNA of Anisakis simplex (herring worm), 957 nucleotides long. The record is from the annotation of a GenBank genome assembly. Lineage: Eukaryota; Metazoa; Nematoda; Chromadorea; Rhabditida; Anisakidae.